UGAUGUCUUUGGUUUAAUUCUGUAACUUAACUGUUGUUCAUGCUAGUUUCAGUCCACGAUUCGUUUAAUGUUUUAAUAACUAAAUUUGCAUUACAAAAUGUAUUGGAAUCCCGAUUAUUUGGAUGAUGAAGACCAAGAAGUGUCUUUUGGAGGCAGAGAAGGAAUCUUGGCACUGAUCGACUGUGCCGGUUAUAUGUUUUGCGAAAAUUCAGCUGGAAUUAGUCCUUUCAAGGAAUCGUUGGAAUUAGUUGAAGCUAUGAUGAGAAACAAAAUCGUUAGUAGCGAGAAGGAUUUGAUGGGAAUCGUGUUUUACAAUACAAAACAUAGUCCGCUUCCACCUAGCGAUACAAACUUCGAAACUGGACUUGUUGUGCCGAAGCAAACCGCUGUUUUUAUGCCGCUUUCUGUUCUAUCAGCUAACUCUAUUCGAAUGGUUUCAAAUUUACGAGAAUCAGAUGAUUGUUUUGAUUUCAAUUGUAAAUUUGGACAUUCGCAGGACAGCAAUCUGGCAGAUGUAUUAUGGAUUUGCUCUAGAAUGUUUACCAGAUGCGGCUACAAACUAGAACAAGCAAGCGUCGUACUAUUCACAACUAACGACGAACCACAUCCCGCUGGAAGCUACGAAUAUCAGCAAAGUUUUGUCAAAGCGAAGGAUUUGCAACAACUUGACGUUAAUGUAAUUCUAGUUCCGUUGUCUGACAGAUUCGAUGGGACUAAGUUUUAUCAAGAAUUCCUUUGCACAAUUGGAAAUGAAAAUCUCGAUAAUUUUAAAUUUCCGCAAUAUCAACAGUCCCGCGAACGCUUAUUAACGAGAAUUUUUCGAAGAGAUUUCAAGAAAAAAUCACUUUCACAUUUGAAUUUUUUUCUUGCCGAGGACGUUGCAAUAGGAGUGAAUAUUUAUUCUCUUACAAGAAAGCAACAUUUACCCAAAAAAGUCACGCUUUUGAGAGAUUCAAAUGAUGUUGUUAUAUCCAAACGAUCGUAUCAAGUUGUAUCAGUGGAAGAGAACAGUGAGAAUACUAUUUGUACACCUUUACUACCAGGCGACCAGAGAAAAGUUCAAACAAUAGGAGGCGAAAAAAUAACGUUUACCGUUAACGAGAUUGCAAAUAUGAAACAAUUGAUACAACCUGGUUUACAAUUGUUAGGCUUCAAACCACUUUCGAAAUUAUGUCUCGCUAAUCAUAUACGAAGUUCUCUAUUUUUGUAUCCGGAUGAAAACGGUGUUUCUGGUUCAACUCUGCUUUUUCGAGCACUUUAUGAAAAGUGUAUAGAAAAACAAAAGGCUAUUUAUUGCAUUCUGACCAUGAGACGAAAACAACCCUCAAAAUUGGUUGCAUUGGUUCCCCAAGAUUGUUGUUACGACGAUGAUGGUGAGCCAUACAGGCACAAUGGAUUCAGGAUUCAGUUUAUCCCAUAUGCUGCUGAUGUUAGAAAUUUGAAAGUAUUUGAGCGAACUUCGCCACUGCUGUCCCACGAUCAAAUCAAUGUUUUCAAAUCAGUAUCAAAGAAGAUCAGGUUCAAAUACCAUCCUUCACAAUUCGAAAAUCCAGUCUUGACGACGAUCUACACCAACAUAGAAGCACUGCUGAUUGGAAAACAUGAUCUGGAGGUCUAUGACGCAACUAAACCGGAUAAUGACCGGAUUGAUGCGAAGGUUAAUCAGUUCGUUAGUUCAAUCAAUGACAUGUUCGGAGAGGAUGGAGAUAGUGCAUCGAAGAAACGUGCUAAGGCAUCUAGCGAAGCUGGAUCAAAUUCCAAGAUUCCCCGAUUGAUGUCAGAUGUUAACCCUGAAUUAAUUAUUGAAUCGAUAAGAUGCGGAAAGACUGGACCUCUUCAUGUAGGUACCUUGCGGGAUUAUUCACGGAUGCUAGGCAUUGAAGGAUCGUCAAAACUAUCGAAAGCAUCUUUAAUUGAAAGUUUGAAAAAGCAUCAUGGUCUAUAAAACUUGCAUAAUUUGUAUUUCUCAUUUACAUAUAUAAAAUACUUUACAUACAUUGAACUCAA
Molecule: messenger RNA, 2007 nt
Organism: Malaya genurostris
Lineage: Eukaryota; Metazoa; Arthropoda; Insecta; Diptera; Culicidae
Gene: Irbp
Product: ATP-dependent DNA helicase 2 subunit 1
Exons: 10
Coding region: 98-1945 (615 amino acids)
Biological process (GO): telomere maintenance; cellular response to gamma radiation; cellular response to X-ray
Cellular component (GO): Ku70:Ku80 complex; nucleus
Molecular function (GO): DNA helicase activity; telomeric repeat DNA binding; double-stranded DNA binding
Source: RefSeq, a predicted model, not a curated record